UAAUUUAUUUUCCAUUUAUUCUUGUCAUCCGAUUCUCAUAUCGACAGCAAUAACAGCGACAAAACGGAUGAAAGGAUCCAAAGAUGAAGAGGAGGACGAGAGAAGUGAUUCUCCGCCUCCGCUCUCCACUCUCACAUUAAAAGCGCCCCAAAAGUCAUUUUUGGGAUUACAAUUGACGCCUACGUUGACCACAUCUCCGGCCACACCGUCGAGAGAGCAGUCGAAAGAGAGAAGUCAGUCCAUUAAAUCGCCGCUCAAAAGUCCCAAAAGCCCGACAGAGAGCAUAACAAAGCCGAGUCCAUUACGUUCGCCGCCAAAGUUGGCCACACUAUCUAAACCGACCACACAAUCAGCCCUCGCGACCGCUUUCGCCCGCAAUCGUAACGCCAGACACAGCAUUGAUGUGAGAGCUCUGCCCUCCUAUUUGGCCAAAACAGGACGACGUCAGUCAACUUUCGGUCAAUUCCUCACAGGUUUGUAACUUCUAAUGAAUGUUUGUGUUUUGGGUUUUGUUUUUUGGGUUUUGUUUUUUUGGUCUCUUAUCUAAUUUAUUUAUUCACCACUUUUUGGC
Molecule: messenger RNA, 571 nt
Organism: Medioppia subpectinata
Lineage: Eukaryota; Metazoa; Arthropoda; Arachnida; Sarcoptiformes; Oppiidae
Source: the annotation of a GenBank genome assembly